UGGUGCGGCGGCAGUGCGCGCCGACAUGGGCGAGAAGCUGGAGCUGAGGCUCAAGUCGCCCGUGGGGGCCGAGCCCGCCGUCUACCCGUGGCCGCUGCCCGUCUACGACAAACAUCACGAUGCUGCUCACGAAAUCAUCGAGACCAUCCGAUGGGUCUGCGAGGAAAUCCCAGAUCUCAAGCUCGCCAUGGAGAACUACGUUUUAAUUGACUAUGACACCAAGAGCUUCGAGAGCAUGCAGAGGCUCUGCGACAAGUACAACCGGGCCAUCGACAGCAUCCACCAGCUGUGGAAGGGGACCACGCAGCCCAUGAAGCUGAACACGCGGCCGUGCAACGGGCUGCUGCGGCACAUCCUGCAGCAGGUCUACAACCACUCGGUCACCGACCCUGAGAAGCUCAACAACUACGAGCCCUUCUCGCCUGAGGUGUAUGGCGAGACCUCCUUCGACCUGGUGGCACAGAUGAUCGACGAGAUCAAGAUGACCGAGGACGACCUGUUCGUGGACCUGGGCAGCGGAGUGGGCCAGGUUGUGCUCCAGGUGGCUGCAGCCACCAACUGCAAACAUCACUACGGCGUGGAGAAAGCUGACAUCCCAGCCAAGUACGCGGAGACGAUGGACAGAGAAUUCAGGAAGUGGAUGAAAUGGUAUGGAAAAAAGCAUGCCGGAUACACACUGGAAAGAGGCGAUUUCCUCUCAGAAGAGUGGCGUGAGCGGAUUGCGAACACGAGUGUUAUAUUUGUGAAUAACUUUGCCUUUGGUCCUGAGGUGGAUCACCAGCUGAAGGAACGAUUUGCAAACAUGAAGGAAGGCGGCAGAAUCGUGUCCUCGAAACCUUUUGCACCUCUGAACUUCAGAAUAAACAGUAGAAACUUGAGCGAUAUCGGCACCAUCAUGCGUGUCGUGGAGCUGUCGCCCCUGAAGGGCUCAGUCUCGUGGACGGGGAAGCCGGUCUCCUACUACCUGCACACUAUCGACCGAACCAUACUUGAAAACUAUUUUUCUAGUCUGAAAAAUCCAAAACUCAGGGAGGAACAAGAGGCAGCUAGGCGCCGGCAGCAACGGGAGAACAAGAGCAACACAACCACUCCAACCAAGGUCCAGGAGAGCAAGGCGGCAGUCCCCGCGGACACCCCCGUGGACUCUGGUGCUGAGGAUGAGAAAGCCGGGGCCACCACUGUCAAAAAGCCAUCCCCCUCCAAAGCCCGCAAGAAGAAGCUGAACAAGAAGGGACGGAAGAUGGCUGGCCGGAAGCGUGGGCGCCCCAAGAAAAUGAGCACUGCAAACCCCGAGCGCAGACCCAAGAAGAGCCAAACCGCACUGGACCUCCUGCACACGCAGACCGUGCCCCAGACUGCCCCGUCCUCGCCUCAGGAUGUGUACAAGUCACCUCACAGCCCGUUCUACCAGCUACCUCCGGCCGUGCAGCGGCACGCGUCCAGCCCGCUGCUGGCGGCGCCCACCCCUCCCGCGCUACAGAAGCUGCUAGAGUCUUUCAAGAUCCAGUACCUGCAGUUCUUGGCGUACACAAAGACCCCGCAGUACAAGGCCAACCUGCAGCAGCUGCUGGACCAAGAGAAGGAGAAGAACGCCCAGCUGCUGGGCGCUGCUCGGCAGCUCUUCAGCCACUGCCAGGCGCAGAAGGAGGAGAUCAGGCGGCUCUUCCAACAGAAGCUGGACGAGCUGGGUGUGAAGGCCCUGACCUACAAUGACCUGAUCCAAGCACAGAAGGAGAUCUCUGCGCACAACCAGCAGUUGAAGGAGCAGACGGAGCAGCUAGAGAAGGACAACCGCGCGUUGCGGGGCCAGAGCCUGCAGCUGCUCAAGGCUCGGUGUGAGGAGCUGAAGCUGGACUGGCCCACCCUGUCCCUGGAGAAGCUGCUGAAGGAGAAGCAGGCCCUCAAGAGCCAGAUCUCCGAGAAACAGAGGCGCUGCCUGGAGCUGCAGAUCAGCAUCGUGGAGCUGGAGAAGAGCCAGCGACAGCAGGAGCUGCUGCAGCUCAAGUCCUACGUGCCAGCGGAUGAGGCCCUGUCCGUGCACCUGCGUGGGAAGGGCGCGCUGAGCCGGGAGCAAGAGCCCGACCCCAGCCGCCUCCACCUGGAGCUCGACUGCGCCAAGUUCUCGCUGCCCUCCUUCAGCAGCCUGAGCCCGGAGCUCUCCAUGAACGGCCACACGGCCAGCUAUGAGCUAUACAGCACACUCAGCCGGUCCUCGUCCAAGCAGAACACCCCUCAGUACCUGGCCUCGCCCCUGGACCAGGAGGUGGUGCCCUGCACGCCCAGCCAUGGUGGCCGGCCACGGCUGGACAAGCUGGCUGGCCUGGCCCUGCCCGACUACACACGGCUCUCCCCGGCCAAGAUUGUGCUGCGGCGCCACCUGAGCCAGGACCCCGCUGCCAACGGGAAGGCAGCCGCCGGCGAGCUGCACCCGCGCGUGGAGCACGCCAAGGAGAAUGGCCUCGCCUAUCAGAGCCCCAGCAUCUCCAGCAGCAUCAAGCUGAGCCCACAAGACCCUCGGCCCGCGUCCCCCGUGGCCUUACAGAUGGCAGGGGACAAGGGUGGCGAGAAGGGCUUGAAGGAGCGCCCCUACGGCAGCGGCAGUGAGACCAUCACCAGCCUGCCCGUCAGCAUCCCGCUUAGCACCGUGCAGCCCAACAAGCUCCCAGUCAGCAUCCCCCUGGCCAGUGUGGUAUUGCCCAGCCGUGCUGAGCGAGCGAGGAGCACCCCGAGCCCUGUGCAUCAGAGCCGUGACCCCUCCUCCUGCCUCGACAAGCAGAUCGGUGCUAACCCCCAUGGCGGUGCAAACAGUGCUGCUGGAAGCAGAGGCCUGGCCCUGGCGCCUGCAGGCUUCUCCUACUCUGGCUCGGUGGCCAUCAGUGGGGCCCUGGCCGGCAGCCCGGCAGCCCUCGCCCCUGGGGUCGAGCCAGCCACCUUCGACGAGUCUUCGGGCUCAGGCAGCCUCCUCGCCACCCUGGGCUCACGCAGCUCCACCCCACAGCACCCCUCCCUGCUGGUCCAGGCCCGCAGCUCCGGCCCGGCCUCCCCCGCCCACCAGCUCUCGGGGAGCCCCCGGCUCGGGGGUCCUUCCCAGGGUGCGCUCUCCGACGCCGCCGGCAGGGGCGACCUGCCAUGCGACGCAGGCUUCUCUGACCCCGAGAGCGAGGCCAAGCGCAGGAUUGUUUUCACCGUGGCAGCCAGCACAGCGGGUGCCCGGCCGUCCCCCUCCAGCAAGCACAGCCCCCUGGCCAGCAGCACCCGUGGGGAUGGCGGACAGGGCCACGGGCAGGACAGCCGGAAGCGAGGCCGCAGGAAGCGCUCAUCAGCAGGCACCCCCGGCCUGAGCUCGGGCGUGUCCCCCAAGCGCCGGGCCCCACCGUCUGUCGCCGGGCUCUUUACGCAGUCCUCGGGGUCCCCCCUGAACCUCAACUCCAUGGUCAACAACAUUAACCAGCCCCUGGAGAUCACGGCCAUCUCGUCCCCCGAGAACUCCCUGAAGAGCUCGCCCGUCCCCUACCAGGACCAUGACCAGCCGCCUGUACUCAAGAAGGAGAAGCCGCUGGGCCAGACCAACGGGGCCCACUACUCGCCCCUGACGUCGGACGACGAGCAGGGCUCCGAGGAUGAGCCCGGCAGUGCCAGAAUUGAGAGGAAAAUCGCAACAAUCUCCUUAGAAAGCAAAUCUCCCCCGAAAACCUUGGAAAACGGUGGUGGCCUGGCCAACAGGAAGCCGGUGCCGGCCAGUGAGCCGGUCAACAGCAGCAAGUGGAAGUCCACCUUCUCGCCCAUCUCGGACAUCGGCCUGGCCAAGUCGGCCGACAGCCCACUGCAGGCCGGCUCCACCCUGAGCCAGAACUCCUUGUUUGCAUUUCGGCCUGCCCUGGAGGAGCCCGGUGCCACUGAUGCCAAGGGGGCCACACACCCCAGGAAGGGCUUCUCGGGCUCCUUGGCGGGGGUGGACGUGCCCAACCCGAGCACCAACCCCCCCAACGGGUUCGCCCUCGGCGGGUCCCUGGCCGCCGACCUCAGUUUACACGGCUUCAGCGAUGGUGCUUCUCUCACCCACAAGGCCCCCGAGGUGGCCGGGCUGAGUUUCCCCUCCCAGCGGGGCAAGGAGGCUGGUGCCCCUGAGGCCAACCCCUUCCUGAGCAAGCGGCCGCUGGAUGGACUGAGUGGCCUGAAGGGCGAUGCCAGCAAGGCCCGUGAGGCCGGCGAGCUGGGCCCGACCUUGGGCGGUGCCUCUGAGAAGGCCACGCUGCCGCCCGGCGGGAAGGCAGGCCGAGGCCGGGACCGCGAGCUGGACUUCCCCCACGGCCAUAACCUCUUCAUCUCGGCCGCUGCUGUGCCCUCCGGGGGCCUCCUCAGCGGCCCGGGCCUGGCCCCAGCAGCGUCCUCUGCGGGCACCCACGCCCCCUCCACCCAGACGCACCGCCCCUUCAUGGGCACCUUUGCCCCUGGCGCCCAGUUCACCCUGGGCCCCAUGUCCCUGCAGGCCAACCUGGGCUCGGUGGCGGGCUCAACCGUGCUGCAGUCCCUGUUCAGUGCCGUGCCGGCCGCUGCGGGUCUGGUGCACGUGUCAUCAGCAGCCACCAGGCUCACCAACUCGCACGCCAUGGGCACCUUCUCUUCCGGAGUCGCGGGCGGAACUGUCGGAGGUGUCUUUAACCACGCGGUGCCUUCUGCCUCUUCUCAUCCGUUCGGAGCCAGUUUCGGCAGCGGGGCUGUCUGUGGCAGCGCCACGCUGAGCUUAGCCCCGCUGCAGGCGGUGGCCAGCACCUCCGCCGCUUCCUUUCAGGCCCCGUCCUCUGUCGAGACCCGGCCGCCCCCGCUGCCUCCUGCUCAGCCCCUGGGCCGGCCUCCCCCUGCUCCUCCUCUUCCUGCGCAGCCUGGCCUCCCACCCCCUCUGCCUAACACCGCCUUGCCUCCUCCCCCGCCGCUGCUGGCACCUAACUCUGAGCCCGUGCUUCUGCAGAGCCUGGCGUCCCUCCCUGCUAACCACGCUUUCUUGCCCCCCGCCUCUGCCGCCUCCCUGUCGCCUGCUAACGCCUCUUUGUCUAUCAAGCUCUCUGCUCUGCCUCACAAGGCCUCCCGCCCCUCCUUCACGGUCCACCGCCAGCCUCUGCCCCGGCUGGCCCUGGCGCAGGCUGCACCCCUCCUCCCACAGGCCAGCCCUGCCGCGCCCUCUGCGGUCUGGGUUUCCCUUGGCAUGCCGCCUCCUUAUGCCGCGCACCUUUCGGGGGUUAAGCCGCGCUAA
Molecule: messenger RNA, 5251 nt
Organism: Trichechus manatus latirostris (Florida manatee)
Lineage: Eukaryota; Metazoa; Chordata; Mammalia; Sirenia; Trichechidae
Gene: DOT1L
Product: DOT1 like histone lysine methyltransferase
Exons: 28
Coding region: 26-5251 (1741 amino acids)
Biological process (GO): DNA repair; heterochromatin formation; DNA damage checkpoint signaling
Cellular component (GO): nucleus
Molecular function (GO): histone H3K79 methyltransferase activity
Source: RefSeq, a predicted model, not a curated record